AUGACCCUCGACAUGUCGCCGCCUGUCCAGCAGCUUACUUCUUCCACCUCACAUUCAAACAUGACUAACACGCCCAAGGAAAGCAUGCAGGUCGACAGUCCUGCCACAGCUGUCGAGCAGCUGAAAGAGGCUUCUGGCAACAAUGGCGACAUCGACGAGUCCCUCUACAGCCGACAGCUGUAUGUGCUGGGCCACGAGGCCAUGAAGCGCAUGGGCUCCUCCAACGUCCUCGUCGCCGGUCUGCGGGGUCUUGGUGUUGAGAUCGCCAAGAACAUUGCGCUCGCUGGUGUCAAGUCGCUGACGCUGUUUGACCCCAAGCCCGCCGCCCUCGCCGAUCUGUCGUCGCAGUUCUUCCUCCACCCCGAAGACGUCGGAAAGCCACGCGCAUCAGUGACCGUGCCGCGAGUCUCGGAGCUCAACCCAUACACACCCGUGCAGGAGUUCAGCGGGAAGGACCUGACGUCAGACCUGUCUCAGCUCAAGCAGUUCCAGGUCAUUGUUCUCACAGACACGGCGCUGGACGACCAAAUCAAGAUCGCAGACUACUGCCACGACAACGGCAUCUACAUCGUCAUCACAGACACAUAUGGUCUCUUCGGAACGAUUUUCACCGACUUCGGCAAGAACUUCACCAUUGGCGACCCCACCGGCGAGAACGUCACAAACGGCAUCAUUGCAGGCAUCGAUGAGUCUGGUCUGGUAUCGGCGCUCGAUGAGACCAGACACGGUCUUGAGGAUGGUGACUGGGUCACGUUCUCCGAGGUAAAGGGUAUGGAGGCUCUCAACGGCUGCGCGCCACGGAAGAUCGAGGUCAAGGGACCAUACACAUUCUCCAUCGGCGAUGUCUCCGGACUAGGCACGUACCAGAGCGGUGGCCAGUACAUCCAGGUCAAGAUGCCCAAGAUCAUCAACUUCGAACCUUUCAGCAAACAGUUGGCCAAGCCUGAGCUCCUCAUCUCCGACUUCGCAAAGUUUGACCGACCACAACAGCUACACGUCGGUAUCCAGGCUCUGCACAAGUUUGCGAAACAGCACAAGGGAGAGUUCCCACGACCACAUCACGAGGCCGACGCUGUAGAAGUUUUCAAGCUUGCACAGGAAAUCGCCAGCUCAGGAGCCGAAAAGGUUGAGCUCGACGAGAAGCUAAUCAAGGAGCUGAGUUACCAAGCACGCGGUGACCUUAGCCCUAUCGCAGCAUUCUUCGGUGGCAUGGCUGCACAAGAGGUUCUGAAGUCUGUCUCUGGAAAAUUCCACCCCAUUGUCCAGUUCCUCUACUUCGAUUCGCUGGAGUCGAUACCUUCAUCUACAGCCCGUUCGGAGGAGCAAUGCGCUCCGAUUGGCUCGCGUUACGAUGGCCAGAUUGCUGUGCUCGGUCAGGAGUACCAAAAGAAGAUCAGCAACAUGAAGCAGUUCCUUGUCGGUGCCGGCGCCAUUGGCUGCGAGAUGCUCAAGAACUGGGCAAUGAUGGGUCUCGGCAGUGGGCCGGAUGGAAAGAUCACCGUUACGGACAACGACCAAAUCGAGAAGAGCAACUUGAACCGACAAUUCUUGUUCAGACCGGCAGAUGUCGGUAAGCUGAAGAGUGACGCUGCUGCAAAGGCGGUGCAGGCGAUGAACCCGGAUCUCCAAGGCAAGAUCGUAACGCUGCAGGACAAGGUUGGCCCAGAAACUGAGCACAUCUUCAACGAGACGUUCUGGAACGAGCUAGAUGCGGUCACAAAUGCUCUUGACAAUGUUGAGGCGCGCACAUAUGUCGAUCGACGAUGCGUCUUCUUCCGCAAGCCUUUACUUGACAGUGGUACUCUCGGCACAAAGGGCAACGUCCAGGUUGUGCUGCCAUUCAUCACCGAGUCAUACUCCUCGUCACAGGAUCCACCAGAGAAGUCAUUCCCCAUGUGUACAUUGCGAAGUUUCCCUAACCGCAUCGAGCACACCAUUGCCUGGGCGCGUGAGGCUUUUGACUCGCUGUUUGUCAAGGGACCGGAGGUUGUCAACCUCUAUCUCACACAAACUGACUACCUCGGCGCAUCGCUGAAGCAGUCGGGUAAUGAGAAGCAGACUCUGGAGACACUCAAGGAGUUCUUGGUGACUGAGAAGCCAUUGUCGUAUGAUGACUGCAUCAUCUGGGCCCGCCACCAGUUCGAGAAGAGCUACAACCACCAGAUCGCUCAACUGCUUUACAACUUUCCCAAGGACUCUACAACCGGCUCUGGCCAGAAAUUCUGGUCCGGACCAAAGCGUGCGCCAGACCCAUUGAAGUUCGACCCCAACAACGAGACGCACUUCACAUACGUGGAGGCAGGUGCGCAUCUGCACGCAUUCAACUAUGGCAUCAAGCCAAACGCGACGCGGGAGCACUACAUCGAGGUUUUGAACGACAUGAUUGUUCCAGACUUCAAGCCAGACCCGACCGUCAAGAUCCAGGCCAGCGAUUCCGAACCUGAUCCGAACGCCAGCCAGGCUGCAGGCGGCGGUGACGAGAACGAUUCAUUGAACCACAUCAUCAACCAGCUUCCGGCACCUAAGUCGCUGGCUGGAUUCAAGCUAGAGCCUGUAGAGUUUGAGAAGGACGACGAUUCCAACCACCACAUCGACUUCAUCACAGCAGCUAGCAAUCUCCGGGCGGAGAACUACAAGAUCGAGACGGCAGACCGCCACAAGACCAAGUUCAUUGCCGGCAAGAUCAUCCCUGCCAUCGCUACCACGACGGCGCUUGUCACUGGUCUUGUCAACCUUGAGCUGUACAAGAUCAUCGACGGCAAGACUGAUAUUGAGCAAUACAAGAACGGCUUCAUCAACUUGGCGUUGCCGUUCUUCGGUUUCAGUGAGCCUGUUGCCAGCCCCAAGGGCAAGUACAAGGGACCCAAUGGCGAAGUCACCAUCGACAAGCUAUGGGACCGAUUUGAGGUGGAAGACAUUACUCUGCAAGAAUUUGUCAACCACUUUGAGAAGCUGGGCUUGUCGAUACAGAUGGUCAGCUCUGGUGUGAGCUUGCUCUACGCGUCUUUCUAUCCGCCAUCCAAGUUGAAGGACCGGAUGAGCAAACUUGUCGAACAUGUCAGCAAGAAGCCAGUGCCAGAGCACCAGAAGAACGUCAUCUUUGAGAUUACGGCAGAAGACCAGGAUGAGGAGGAUGUCGAGAUCCCAUACGUCAUGGUGAAGUUGAAGUAGAUCAUUGCGGAGAGAGAGGAAGUUGGGAGCCGCAUCAUGGCGAUGAGGAAACUACAUAGACGCGUGUGAAUGGACGAAUAGAGAUUCUACU
This is a messenger RNA of Parastagonospora nodorum SN15, 3262 nucleotides long. RefSeq lists its product as hypothetical. Gene Ontology annotation, biological process: protein sumoylation. Gene Ontology annotation, molecular function: SUMO activating enzyme activity. The coding region runs from base 1 to 3171 and encodes 1056 amino acids. The record is from RefSeq and is a predicted model, not a curated record. The transcript is spliced from 2 exons. Gene Ontology annotation, cellular component: cytoplasm; SUMO activating enzyme complex. Lineage: Eukaryota; Fungi; Ascomycota; Dothideomycetes; Pleosporales; Phaeosphaeriaceae.